Molecule: messenger RNA, 3109 nt
Organism: Maniola jurtina (meadow brown)
Lineage: Eukaryota; Metazoa; Arthropoda; Insecta; Lepidoptera; Nymphalidae
Gene: MetRS
Product: methionine--tRNA ligase, cytoplasmic
Exons: 24
Coding region: 106-3108 (1000 amino acids)
Biological process (GO): methionyl-tRNA aminoacylation
Cellular component (GO): cytosol; aminoacyl-tRNA synthetase multienzyme complex
Molecular function (GO): methionine-tRNA ligase activity; ATP binding
Source: RefSeq, a predicted model, not a curated record
UCCAAAUGUCAUUUGAUUCGCCAACUUUACGAAUUUGUAUUUUUUAGGUUAUGUAUCGCAAAAAAUACAUUUUUAUAUAGAAAAAGGGACUUAAAUAUACCGAAAAUGAAGGUUUACACAAAUCAAAAUAACACAGCAACGUUGAAAUUACUAAUAUCCGGAAAAUUAGCCGGCAAAACACUCGUAAUACACAAGGCUACUUUGGAAGAUGACGUGUUCCCUGGUCCCCGAGUGCUGCCACUGUUGGAAGUGGAUGCUGAUCUGACAUUCUUCAGCAGCAACGCAGCCACACAGUACCUGUUCCCUGACUCAUCAGAAAAUGGACAAUGCAACCAGAUCCUGGAAUGGGAGGCAACCCGUCUGCAACCUGUGGUAGCUGCAGUACUGAUGGGCAAGUCUGUCCCAUCAGAUCUGAAGCAAGCCUUAAACUCUCUAUUGCUUGUGAUUGAAGGAAUGUUGGCUAAGAAGAAAUAUAUUAUUGGGGAUAAACUGUCAGCAGCGGACAUUUCUAUAUGGAGUACUCUAUACCCCCUCACACAUAAAGACACUCUCAAACAGAGUUACCUGAGUGAGUUUACCAACAUCACAAAAUGGGCGCAAGAGUUCGCACAAGCUGAGGCCGUUCAAGAAGCUUUAAAUCAAUGGGAGGGAACGGUGGACGGUCCGUUCAGUUCGAACUCAGCUCUUGGCGUCCCACAAAUCACCAACAUGGUCUCGCCUAUUGGGUCCCCGGAUGAAUCUCCAGAGUUAACUGUAACUCCAGAAGAAAUUGAAACAGCAAAAGAGAACCUACUGAACGGAAUUAAGAACCUCCCAGAACCACUUAAACUGGAGACACCUAUAUUGCCAGUAAAAGGUCGUAAGAAUGUUCUAAUAACAUCUGCUCUGCCGUACGUUAACAAUGUACCUCAUUUGGGAAACAUCAUUGGCUGUGUUUUGUCUGCUGAUAUAUUUUCUAGGUACUGUCGGUUAUGUAGCUAUAAUACAUUGUUUGUAUGUGGGACAGACGAAUAUGGUACAGCCACCGAAACAAAAGCGUUAGAGGAAGGUAUAACACCGCGUGAGAUCUGUGAUAAAUACUUCGCGAUCCACGACUCCGUGUAUCGCUGGUUCGAUAUUGGCUUCGACUACUUCGGCCGCACCAGCACCAAGCAGCAAACUGAAAUUGCCCAACGGAUGUUUUUAAAACUAAUGGACAAUGGUUUCGUCAGCAAUCAAUCCGUCGACCAGCUGUUUUGUGAGAACUGCCAACGAUUCUUGGCUGACAGAUUCGUAGAAGGCACCUGCCCGCAUCCAGGAUGCCUAUACGACAGUGCGCGGGGAGACCAAUGCGACAAAUGUGGGAAACUCAUAAACGCCAUAGAGCUGAUAGAGCCGCGCUGCAAAGUGUGCGCUCACAGACCCUCUGCUAGACCCAGCGACCAUCUGUUCAUCGAGUUGGGACAGUUGGAGCCGUCAAUCCGUACGUGGUUCAACAACACAGAGAGUGGGUGGUCACCGCCUGCUAGAGCUGUCACUCGCGCGUGGCUCAGGGACUCCCUGAGGGCGCGCGCUUUGACCCGAGACCUAAAAUGGGGGGUGCCCGUUCCUGUGCCUGGAUAUACUAAUAAGGUGUUCUAUGUUUGGUUCGAUGCGCCUAUCGGUUACCUCAGUAUAACGCAAUGCGCCACUCUGAACUAUGAGAAAUGGUGGAAAAGGGACAAGGAUUAUGAUAUAAAGCUAUACCAGUUCAUGGCAAAAGACAACGUCCCGUUCCAUGGGAUCAUGUUCCCUGCCACCAUUAUAGGAGUGAACGAAGGAUACGCUUUGGUGGACCAUAUAUUUGCUACAGAAUACCUAAAUUACGAGGAAGGCAAAUUCUCCAAGUCGAGAGGUGUAGGCGUAUUCGGAACAGACGCCCAGGAAACUGGUAUACCAGCGGAUGUAUGGAGGUUCUACCUGGCCAGCAUCAGACCCGAGACCUCGGAUUCCAGCUUCAGUUGGACGGAGUUGGGCACCAGAAACAAUUCGGAGCUCCUGAACAAUUUAGGCAACUUCUGUCACCGCUCGCUCAGUUUUUGCGCAAACACCUUCAAAGGCGUUGUACCCGAGAUGAGUUUAACUAACGCUGACUAUGAAGUUAUUGCGUUAGUCAACAGAGAAGUUAGCGCAUACGUGCAGCAGAUAGAAAAGGGUCGGUUACGGGAAGGGUUGCGGCACGUGCUGUCCAUAUCCCGCAUCGGCAACCAGCACAUGCAGAGCACGCAGCCCUGGGUGCUGCUCAAGGGGACCGACGAAGACAAGGUUGCCGGCGCGACGGCAAUAGCACUGUGUUGCCAGCUAGUAUCGCUACUAUGCACGUUACUAUCACCUUACAUGCCCGCUACGUGCCAACGCCUACGCGCGCAACUCAACAUCGAUGGCGAAAAGCUUAGGAUUAACCCGCAGAAUCCAUCGCUAAUCCAAUACCUACCCUCCGGUCACGUGAUCGGCAAGCCGGAACCGCUGUUCAGCAAAAUAGAACCGGAAGUGUUGGACAAACUGCGCGCCAAGUACGCGGGCACGCAGAGCGAGCGCGCCAACAAGCAAAAUGGCGAAGUAUUGCAAUCUACAACAGCUGAGUUAGAAGCCGCCAUUGCCGCUCAAGGUGAAAAAGUAAGAAACUUAAAAUCAACGACCAAAGACAAGACAAUAUGGCAACCAGAAGUAGAUAAACUACUGGCGCUAAAAAAACAAUUAACAUCACUUCCGAAACAACAAAACACAACAAGCGACAACAAAGUUAGUGUUGCAAGUGUUGUGGAAUUGGAAAAAGCUGUGGCGGAACAGGGUGAAAAAGUGCGAAAACUAAAAUCGUCGACCAAAGACAAGGCAGUAUGGCAACCGGAAGUAACCAAAUUACUGGCGCUAAAGAAACAGUUAGCGGACGCGCAGGCGCAGGCUAAGAACAGUGUUGCCAAUGUAACGAGUGACAACACUUCUACCAACUUGGAGAAAGCUAUCGCUGAACAGGGUGACAAAGUGCGGAAGCUCAAAGCGUCGACCAAGGACAAGUCGGUGUGGCAACCGGAAGUCAACAUUUUAUUGGAUCUCAAGAAACAACUUGCUGCUUUGCAAGUCAAUAAAUAAA